This is a messenger RNA of Uranotaenia lowii, 3309 nucleotides long. RefSeq lists its product as uncharacterized. Lineage: Eukaryota; Metazoa; Arthropoda; Insecta; Diptera; Culicidae. The transcript has 2 exons. The coding region runs from base 1269 to 2507 and encodes 412 amino acids. The record is from RefSeq and is a predicted model, not a curated record.
GCGGAGUUUUUUUUGUUCAUACAUCUCGUCUCUAGGGUAGCUUUUUGUAUUUACGUGUGUUUUUUUUUCGUUUCCUUCCACAUUUGGCUGACGGAGAACAGCCGCCCGUAUUGAGAACUGGCUGGAUGAAAUCGAGUAGCUAGCGCAAGCAGCAAUAUCAUCAUUAUUCCAUCUGUCUCUGCCUUGCGUGUGUUUUCGCUUGGGUAUUAUUCAUCAUCGCUCAGUGCGGUCGUUCUUCGAAUAUUCGUACGGCUUGCCUUUCCCGCAAACGGCAAGCGAGCGAGUGGAAACAGCCAGCCAGCCAACCGCACUACACCAUACAGUAAAAACUUGUUCGUCCGAUCGAACGACGACGAACGUAACAACAGUCAGUCAGUCAGUAUUAUACGCGAAAAAAGAGGUUGAUUUCCGUUCGGAGUUCUCGGACGCUCGCCUGCCUUUUCUGUGUUGUAAGCUGCUGCACAUAAGGUUUUUUUUGGCCCACAGAGUCGAUGUUACUUGGUUCGUGGUCGCGUAUUUUGUGCACUUUCCCGCAGUCUCGUGUUUGUUGAUUUGUGCUGACCGCGUCGUGAUAAUCGCAGCAGCCUGAAAACAUCAUCAUCAGCCGCGGCCGUGUGUUGUUUUGCACGAGUCUUCACGAAAGCCGUCGAAUUGGCAAAGGACUGCUUGCAUUUUCGAAAGGGGAUACGGCGAAUUUCGAGCGUAUCGAAAGAUAUCUGAAUUGUGUGAAGCAGUGAUCAGAGUUUGUAUGUAGUCUUCGUUUUCCGAUCACCGUUUGUCGCCUUCUUAUUCUGUACGUGAAAGUGUUGUUGCGUUGUUUCUAAGCUGUUAACAAAAGAAGAUUCCCAACCGAAUAAAGUGCCAAGUUACGAGUCGAAGGGAAAAAAAUCGAAGAAAAGAAGCAACAGUGCAAAGUGUUUAAAAGAGGUCCCCCCCCGACAAAAGUUCCCUGAGUUCAACGAAAUAUAUCUCAUAUAAAUUUAUACGGGGAAAAAAAGUCCAGCUGCUUCCAAAAGAAGCUGGUUUGGUGUGUGUGGUGGCCUUAAUUCCGUGUGCUUCUCGGCUGAAACCAGCACACUUCUAGCCAGCGCAAAAGUUGGGAAUUUCCCGUUCCGUCCUAGUUGUUCAGAAGCAGCAAGAACCAGCACCGUUUCCGGUUCCCGGCUGGAGGACCACAUAACCUGUCGAUCAUAGUUCCGGCGGCGGCAUCAUCACCAUCAUCACAUAGGCCCUCUCCUCGUCUGCUCAGCAGCAUUCAAUGAUAUAAAAUGACCUCGGUUACAACGAGCACCCACUUCUUCCAGAACGGCACCGCCGCCCAGUUCGAGUACGUCCUGAAUCUGUACCCGCAGGUGCUGAAGCUGAAGGCGGAAAACCGCGGGGUCGGUAAAAAGCCGGAAAAGUUGAUACGGCUGGACGACUGGUACCAGAACACGCUGCCGAAGUUGAUCGCCAAGCGCGGCAAGGAUGCCCACCUGGUGCACGAGGAGCUGGCCCAGACGAUGGAAUGGAAGCAAACCCGGGGCAAGUCGUACCCGCAGCUAACGCACCUGAUCAAGAUCAACACCCCGAGGGCGGUGAUGGUGGAAACGAAGAAGGCCCUGAAGAAGCUGCCCAAUCUGGAACAGGCCGUCAGUGCCCUGGUCAAUCUGAAAGGAGUCGGCAUAACGAUGGCGUCGGCUGUGUUGGCUGCUGCGGUUCCGGAGACGGCACCGUUUAUGGCCGAUGAAUGUUUGAAUGCCAUUCCGGAGUUUGAAACGGUGGAUUACACGGCCAAGGAGUAUCUGAAGUUCAUCACCUACAUCCACCAGACGAUGGAUCGGUUGAACAAGGAAAUCCAUGCCACCGAUGAGCCGUCGGCCGAUCCAGCUGCUUCUGCGGAAGGUAACGGAACUGAGGAAGUUGCUGUUGAGGCUACCAAUGGGGAGAAGAAGGUGAAAAAGUGGACCGCGCACAAGGUUGAGCUGGCCUUGUGGGCUCACGCCGUCGCCUCGGAUCUGAAUCCGGACUUGCUGAAGGAUAUGCCGGAAAGCAAUGGAGUUGCGAUGAUCACCAACGGUAAUACCAUUGCUCACGACGAGGAUUCUCAAAACGGACAGGAAGCUUCGGAGGAAAGCAACCAAGAUGGGGAUUGUCUCUCCAAGGACACAUUGAUCACAAAUGGAACGGAGAAUGCGGACAGUUUAGAUGUGUCGGAGAAUGGUAUAUCCAACCAGGAGGAUGCCAGCGUAGAUGCAGCCAGCAACGAAGCGCCAGUUGUGUUGGCCAAAACUAUGCCAGCUGACAGUCUCGAUGAUUGCGCAAAGUCUGGCGAUAGCUUAGAUGGGCCCCCAGCUACUGCCGUUGACGCUACCACUGCUGCCGUGGCCACGCUCUGCACUGCCGAUGGGGACGUCGUGGCCGAUAGCGAUUCCCAGAGUAGCAACAGCCAAAAACGUCCGCUGUACUGCGAUGAGACUUCCGAAGAUCAACCGGAACUGAGCGCUCCCAAGCUGAUAAAACUCUGAACGUCGCUCUCCACCCAAGUAUAACACACAACAUUCAAUUUUUUCUUAAGUUUCACCCCCACUCUCCCAAGUUGGUUCUUUAGAGUAUGCAAGCGAAUGAACGAGCGAGCAUUCAAACAUUUUGAAUAUUAGAUUGUGUCGUAAGGAAGUUCGUUAAACCGAGGUGUGACCGCUUUUCGCGUGAGUGUAUUAAUUACCCCUAAAAAAAACCGCCCCGGAUCACUCCAAAAAUCCACCAGCAUCAGCAAGCAUCCAGUUCGGAAAUCCACCAAACCUUAUUUAUAUGAAACACCUGUCUGCACCAACCAACUACUCAAGGAAAUGAAGAGCGCCAGCGACAACAACACCACAAAACAUACAAAAGACGAGAGACUGCAGCAACUUUGCGCCAGAAAACAAAUCGAGCACCAUGCCUUCUCACUACUUAACACUAAAUUGCUUGAAAAUGUCUACUUUUGUGUAAUUUUAUUCGUAAUAAUUUUAUUUACAAGUAUCAGCAUUAUCGUAUUUACGUUCCCUCACAAUAGGACCCAUGGCAAGCGUUUUAUUGAAGGAAUCAAUCAUCAACAAAGAAACGAAAAACCCAUUUAUCUUAACACAAAAAAUAAUAAAACGAAAAGAAACUAAACUAAAAAAAAACAACGCUCAUGAUUUAGCUUUUAGGUUUAUCCCAUAAUUCAAGGGUUCCCACACGCGACCGUUUGUGCGGAUCCGGAAGUGGUGGUAUUAAGUAAAGACAGAAAUGUAAUCAACAACAACAGAACAAAAUUCAGAAUAAUAACAAUGACCUGGUCUCUUUUAA